GUCUAGCUCACGUUUCAUAAUUCCGCGUUUGGACAAAACAUAUCCAAUACAGCUGUGGUCGAAUGCACGUACUAAGUUUUUUUUUAAAUGUGUUAGUUUCUUCAAUACAUAACGGCUACACUUUUAAUCAUGGCAGGAGAAAACGAGCUUAAGCAAGAGAAUAGUGAACUACGGAGAACGCAAGUGCAAUUAGCAAGCGAUUUACAAGAAGAAAAGCUCUUAGUUCACAACUUAAUGGGGACAAUAAAGAACUACGAGAAGCUACUUCGUUUAGAAGGACAAUCUUGUAGACAGGAAGACGCUGUUUUGAUGAAUGAGCACACGAAACGCCACGACUCCUGGGGGGUAUUGUGUAGUUCAAUAGUUCUCCUUGAUGAAGAGUAUUUGGAGUUAACAACGGCUGUAGCGUGUCUCUUAGAACAGUGUACAAAGUUUGAGAAACUUCACGAGAACAGAACGAAGAAGAUUUGUAAUUUGAACAUGAGGAUUGAAAGGCUGGACGCCAUUGCGUUCGGACAGAAAGUUGAAUGUUGAGUUGCUGACAAUGAAUGGAAUAUACAGUAGAGCCAGGGAAUGAAUGGUACAUUUACCAAACCCUUCUUUUACAAUUAUAUUAGUUCUAUCGAGUGAGCUACCCAUUCAUGUACAAAACCUACCCCUUCUGUCAUUAUUUCUAUCAAGGGAAUGCCCAAAGCCCAGAUAUUAAAGCGUUCUAUUGAAGCAGAUGGUUGUCGACAUCAGACAUACUAACACGUAACUGACAGAAAGUUGUCUUCAUCAAAGCUUAAAGUCAACAAGAAUUAUUAUUGAAUCUUUGGGAACAUCACGUACGUGUUGCGUCUUGUCUCAAGCCUAGUUCAAACGUCGCGCUUAUCAUGUGAUGAAUGUAAAUUAUCUCAACUCAUUGAACUCGUUAUCUUGAACUCAUUUGAUCUGGCACAGAAAAAUUGACCUGAUAGCUUACGGCAGACCGCUAGCCGCAAACGCCAAACUUCAUAAUCGUAUUUGAUAAUUUGAAGGUCAGUUCUACAACGAGUACAAGUUUUCGAUAGUUUAAUAAGUUGACCAGUUGACCUCAAAAUACGAUUUGGAGUUUGUCGUUCUACCGUAAACAUCAAUUAAGACAAGCUGAAGGUCUCUGUUGAGGCGUGGGAUUUAUUGAAGAAAAUAUUCAAAAGUAUAUAUGGACAUUGAAUAUGUAUUUAUUGAACACUCGAAGCUUUGUUAAAGAAUAAAAAUCGGUAAACAUUAAAACUAUUCAGCUCUCGACUUUAUUGGUUUAAACAAUAACACAAGUUAAUGGUGUGUUUGCGUGACAUGUUGGUGUUAUUAAAAACAAUGUUUACAUAUCUUCUCAAAUUACAUUUGUACAAUAUAAUUGAGAUAUUAUUGAGACUUUCGUUGGUGGGGAUGAACUACCCGAAACAUAUAAGGAGAACUUCGAUGUUUCGAGCGAAGGGCCCGUGGCAUAUUAUCAGCGCGGGACCUUAUUUUACGACAUUUUAAACACUGAAUUCGGAAAGAUUCAAAAAUCCUUUUGUAUUUCGUGAAUAAAAAGUUGCCCAAGUAUACUUAGAAUAUCAUCAGCAUAACCAUUCAACUUGGAUGGUUAAUAUGGCGUUGAAUAUCAUCGGCAUAACCAUUCAACUUGGAUGGUCACUGGAUUGGGUUUACACUUCACGUCAUAGCGGCCAUGUUGGAGGAACGCUAACAAAAGAAUAUGAUUAGCAGCUAUUGUAUCAGUUUAUCAGUUGGAGCGUGUUCUCCUCCAAAAUGGCCGCCGUGUAAUUGUCUUAUAAAUCUCAAUGCAUUGAUUGCAAACCAACGAUAUGUCAAUUACCAAGUGUGCAGUGCAUUCAGUAUAAGCUUAAUUUUGUUCAUAUUCUUGAGUGAUUGUUUAUAAAGUUAGACUGCUGGUACCAGUGAAAAAUUAAAUAAAGCUUUUCUGAUCUUUCUCUUAAACCACGUGUAUACA
Paramuricea clavata is the source of this 1975-nucleotide messenger RNA. Lineage: Eukaryota; Metazoa; Cnidaria; Anthozoa; Malacalcyonacea; Plexauridae. The record is from the annotation of a GenBank genome assembly.